AUGGAAGUAAAUGUUCACAGAUGUCGGUUUAUAGAAUAUCAGCCUGCACAAAUUAAUUCGUUAUCACAUACUGAGACUCCUACACUGGGAUUAGUGGCAUGCGGUCGAUCGAAUGGAAAUAUCGAGAUAUGGACAACACGAAAUAAUUGGAACUUAUUGAGGAUAAUACCUGGUGGGGAGGGACGUGAUGUCAACGCUGUUGUAUGGGUCAAUCAGCAUUCGGAUAAAAUGUUUCCACGCUUAUUCUCCGCUGGCUCGAACGGACUUUUGGUUGAAUGGGAUACAAUCUCACUCAAGCCAAAAGUAUUGACACGCGUAUCUGGUGGAUCGAUUACUUGUAUGUCAGUGAACCACGCCAAUACUUUCAUAGCUCUUGGUUCAACUGAUGGAGCAGCUCGAAUAUUCAAUAUAACUAAUCCUAAAUUGCCCGAUUUGUACAAAACUCUUAAACCGGGAAAGCCAUCUCAAGUAUUAUCAAUUGCAUGGACUCAUGAUGACAAAUAUAUAAUAACGGGCUCGUCGGAUGGUGCUAUCAAGAAAUGGGAUAGUAUAAGUGGAAGAACAAUAUCAACAAUGACUGUGGAAACGCGACGAAAAUCAUCUACUCCAGUGACAAGUGUAAUUACGCUUCCUGAUAACACCAUAGUUUCUGGUGAUGCUCUUGGUCAUGUCAAGUUCUGGGAUGGUGAACAGUGUAACAUGCUUCAGACUUUCAACAAAUCCCAUCUUGCUAGCGUUUUAUGUAUAGCCUCCAAUAGAGAUGGUACCGAAGUGUACACAUCAGGAGUUGAUAGGAAGACGGUUAAAUUCUGCAAAGUAGACGACUUGGAGAAUGCGGGCAACAUAUGGAUAGAAACGGGGAAAAAAGGUUACCAUUCUCAUGAUGUUAGAAACAUGAUAUUGAUUGGAGAUGGUAAAGAACAGGAAGUGUUGGUGUCGGGCGGAACAGAUCCUGCAAUAGUUGUAUGUCCUAUCGUUAAUUAUCCAAACGUUACUCAUAGAAGACUGCAGCAUUUUCCGCAAAAGCCAAUGAUUUCAAUUUCCAAAUCAAAGAGACUAUUGGUCUGUCCAUUCGAUAAUGGUGAGGUGCUAAUAUGGAAAUUAGGGAAAUAUGCAUAUCCCAAAGAGUAUGACGUCUCUCCACAAAAUCCAUCCUCUGUGAGAUUGUCUUUGGCCGAGAAUAAGAGUUUAACAAUGAAACUGGUCACAAAAAGUAAACAGAAUGUUGUUUCUUGUGCCAUAUCGGAAGAUGCAAACUGGAUCGCUGUCGCGUCGAUAGACAGUGUUGGAUUAUACAGAAUGGGUGAAGAUAUGCAACGUCCAGGACAUUUAAAAAGACCAAAGAAAAUGAAGUCAUUUUUACAAGAGAUGAUAUUAGAUGGCAAAAGUUCAACCGGAGCGCACAGAGUAUUAUUCACACCAGAUAAUGGUCGAUUAAUUACUGUUGCAUCCAAUUCUGUUAUCAUUAUAAGCGACUUGACAAUGUGGGUUGACGAUGUGUUCCCCGAACUUGCCAGGUUCACGGAAUACGCAUCGCCAAGCCAAUUGUCUAUUAGUUCUAUAUCAACAAGUGGUGACAGCAAGUGGUUGGCCGUAGCGGACGAUAUGGCCAAACAAAUAAACAUUUACUCUCUUGAUCCUUUUCAACGCCACAUGACUCUUCCUCAAUUGACACCUGUCAGCUGUCUGCAUACUAGUCUCACAUUUAAUCCGUACUCAUCGACACUUGUUAUUACAUUUGCCAAUAAUCAAUUCUAUGUUUACGAUGUUUCUACGAAUGCACUUACUCGAUGGUCAGAGAAAUAUGCCAACGUGAUGCCAGCGCGAUUUGCCCGAAUACAGGAUAAGAUCAUGGGAUGCGCAUUUAAUCCGGAGAACAGUAACCAUAUCGUACUAUGGGGAAGCGGAUAUCUGUGUUCUAUAGACAUGCAAUUGGAGAUAGAUGAGAGCAAUCUGGAUAUUACGGUGAAGAAGAGAAAGAGAGAAGCAAAUGCUGUAAGUGCGAAUGAGAAUUAUAGGUUGAGCCAUCAUUAUCAGGGAAUAAUGUUUGUCGAAUUUAUUGGAGAGAAAGAGAUGGUGGUAGUGGAGAGACCCUAUACAGGCAUAUUAGAGAAUCUCGGUCCAUCAUUCUAUCGUCCUCAGUACGGGACUUGA
Paraglomus occultum is the source of this 2154-nucleotide messenger RNA. NCBI's taxonomy places the organism in Eukaryota, Fungi, Glomeromycota, Glomeromycetes, Paraglomerales, Paraglomeraceae. The record is from the annotation of a GenBank genome assembly.